AUGUCUCAUUCUCACGAGGACGGGGAAAGCACCAAGGACAAGUUCAAGCAUCCCUUUCACGAGCUGAAGGAGAAGCUUGACGCCCACCACCUCCACGAUUUCAAGGUCAACCUGAUACACAAAAAACAUCAGAUCGGCAAGUUUGCCAAUCUGUUCAAUCCCCAACAUCGUCACGAUGAGGAGCAUGAGAAGGCCACUGAUGAGAAACGACACAAAAUUCGCGAGUCUCAUCGGUUUGAGUCCUAUUUCCCAGAGCAUGACGGCAACCUGAUCAAGUGGUAUGUCGAUGGCCGCGAUUACUUUUGGGCCGUGUCUGAGGCCCUCGAUAAGGCCAAGGAGGUUAUCUACAUUGAGGACUGGUGGCUAUCCCCAGAGCUGUUCCUGCGCAGACCACCCUAUUAUAACCAGGAGUGGAGGCUCGAUCAGGUGCUCAAGCGCAGGGCAGAGGCUGGUGUUCAGAUCUAUGUGAUUGUCUAUCGUGAGGUUGAGGCUGCUAUCACCUGCAACUCCGCCCAUACCAAGCAUGCUCUCCAGGCCCUCUGCCCUGAGGGAUCCCCCGGCUACGGCAAUAUCAGAAUCAUGCGGCACCCGGACCACAACGUCUUGGAGAACGCAGCUGACAUGACCUUCUACUGGGCCCAUCAUGAGAAGUUCAUUGUCAUCGACUACGAGCUGGCCUUCAUCGGCGGUCUGGACCUGUGCUUCGGACGCUGGGACAAUCACCAGCAUCAGCUGUCUGACCUGCACCCCGAGGGGAUCCAGAACGAGAUCUGGCCAGGCCAGGAUUUCAACAACAACCGCGUCAUGGACUUCCAGAACGUGGACGACUGGAAGCAGAAUGAGCUGAGCAAGGCAGACUACGGGCGUAUGCCGUGGCACGACGUAGCCAUGGGCGUGAUUGGACCGUGCGUUUACGAUAUCGCUGAGCACUUUGUUUUGCGGUGGAAUUUCGUGAAGCGCGACAAGUACAAGCGUGACGAUCGGUUCGACUGGCUGGAACUUCGCGGGCGGCAGGAGGAGAACGAGGAUCUGGUGGGCGUGCAGAGGCCCAAGCACCCCGUCGGUGACUAUGUCGUGCACCCAUUCACUCCUCUGGAGACCAAGAACCUUGCCAACCGCGGCACCGUUCAUGCCCAGAUCGUCCGUUCCAGUGCCGAUUGGUCCAGUGGUGUCCUCACAGACCACUCCAUCCAGAACGCCUACUCUGACAUCAUCCGCAAGGCGGAGCAUUUUGUCUACAUUGAGAACCAAUUCUUCAUCACCGCGACUGGCGACCAGCAGGCGCCGAUCGUGAACACCAUAGGCCGGGCCAUCGUUGACGCAGUUGUGCGCGCAGGCAAGGAGGGGCGCAAGUUCCGUGUCAUCAUCAUGAUCCCCGCCAUCCCUGGAUUCGCAGGUGAUUUGCGGCUGCCUGCUGCCACGGGAACAAGAGCCAUCAUGGACUACCAAUACAAGUCCAUCUGCCGAGGCGAGCACUCCAUCUUCGAGCAGGUGCGCAAGGAGGGCGUCGACCCCACCAAGCACAUCUUCCUCUUCAAUCUGCGCAGCUAUGACCGGCUCAACAAGACGACCGCGAUCAAGAAGCAGGAGGAGCAGUCCGGGCUCAAGUACCAGGACGUGCAGCGCGCGGAGGCAGAGGAGAUCAUGGGCAGCGGCAUCUAUGGAUCAACAGACGUCGAGGGCGGAAAGGACAAGCACAUGGGGCAAAAGAGUCGCUUUGACAUAUUCAAGUCCAAGGGGGAGAAACACGCCAAGGACAUGGCGGAUAAUGUCAAAGAUGAGCGCAAAUCUGGAUCCGCCGAGAAGGAGACGGACAUCAAGCGCCGAUUCGAGGCUGCGAUGCAGGAGGGCCAGAGCGAGUCCAAGUCGAACGCGAGCGUGUCGGCUUGUGCAAUGGCAGGAACUGGCAGGGUCGAGGACGAAGUAUGGGAGGGUGAGCCCGACGACGAGGUGAACAACUGGAUCCAGGAGGAGCUGUACAUCCAUGCCAAGCUGCUCAUCGUCGAUGACCGGAUCGCGGUGUGUGGCUCGUCGAAUCUCAACGACCGCAGUCAGUUGGGCUACCACGACAGCGAGCUGAGCAUUGUCAUGGAGGAUACGCAUCGCAUCCCGAGUAUCAUGAAUGGCCAGCCCUUCGAGGCGGGCUAUCAUGCUGCGACGCUGCGCAGGUAUCUCUGGCGUGAGCACCUGGGCCUGCUGCCCCCACAGCCUCUGGACGCAAGCAAGGAUGUCAACGCCCAGCCACCCCACGAGGACACCAUGAAUGAUAUCUGGGACCAGGGUGAGGGGGCUUCGUCCUACAAGUUUGUGGAGGAUCCGAUGAGUGACAAGCUCUGGGAUACGUGGACAGAACAGGCGACAACGAACACGGUCGUGUUCAGGCAGCUCUUCCAUGCUGAUCCUGAUGAUCAUGUCAAAACAUUUGAUGAUUAUGAUGGCUUCCUUCCGCCCAAGGGGGUCAAGGCUGGUCACAUCUUCGACCGCAUGAUGGACCCACAAGAUGUCCGUAAGAAGCUGGACAAGGUCAAGGGACACCUGGUCUGGAUGUCACUGGACUUCCUGAAGGAUGCCAAUAUGGCAGAGACGGGGCUGCAGGUCAACUCGGUCACGGAGAGUGUCUAUACCUAA
This is a messenger RNA of Cryphonectria parasitica EP155, 2628 nucleotides long. RefSeq names its product phospholipase D/nuclease. The transcript is spliced from 4 exons. Gene Ontology annotation, molecular function: D-type glycerophospholipase activity. Gene Ontology annotation, biological process: cell motility; intracellular signal transduction; phosphatidic acid biosynthetic process. Bases 1 to 2628 code for a protein of 875 amino acids. Lineage: Eukaryota; Fungi; Ascomycota; Sordariomycetes; Diaporthales; Cryphonectriaceae. The record is from RefSeq and is a predicted model, not a curated record.